AUGACGCACCCACUGUCGAGCAGAGGCGCGCGCGGCUCCAGGGACCACGACGAUGGCGCGUUCCCAGCCGCCAUCGGCACCGCCGACAACGCCGGCAACGGGCUGAGCAGCGAGGACGUGGACGGGGCGUCGCGGCCGGACAGCGGGGCCAUGCUGAGCGUCGUCGCGGACCCCAGGUUCACCACCAGCUGCUCCAGCUUGUCGGACGCCGAGUCCGUCCCUGCGCGCACUGAUGCCGCGCCGACGCAGCACGGGGACGGCGGUGCGGCGCCGGAGACGCCGCCCUGCGACGGCAGCCUCGUCGACGACAUGGCCGCCGGCGACAUCAAGCCCCUCGACAACCCGGUGUCCUACGAAGUGUUUGUGCGCCAGUUUCCCAACUACAAGGAGUACGAAAAGUGGAUGAAUGAAAGUGUGCUCGUGAACAACAACAGUGACAGCACCGAGGAGUGGCAGGCCAACCUCAACAACAGCAUCAACAACAACAACAACGUGGACGCCGACAGCGACGAGCGCAAGGUGAGCGAGGCGAUGAAGACUCUGAGCGUGCCGGUGGAGCACGACGACCGCUGCAUCAACAACUUCGACCCGAGCACGUGCCCCAAGUGCCUGGAGCAGAUGGAGACCGGCCCGUCGAUCCUGCAGAAGCUCAAGGCGUCCUUCCACAUGGAGGACAUGGAGCUGGAGCCGCACGAGAAGGAGCUGUACAGCCGGCACACGGACAUCCUGCUGCGGAAGUGGACGUCCACGCCCGCCAAGCCCAAGCACGCCUUCGAGCGCUCCAAGUCGGAGCCCAAGGAGACCUCCAAGGAGGACAAGCCCAAGCUGUUGGAGCCGCCGUCGUUCCAGCGCACCAAGUCGACGGAGGAGCCCGAGGCCGCGGCAGAGCCGCCGCAGAUCUCGCUGCCCGUGGAGGACAAGAGCCCGCCGGAGCCGAGGACGCCGUCGAGCGCGGACUCGGACGAGCUGAAGCGGCGGCGGCCCAAGGACGAGCCCCGCCGGUGGCUGGAGCGGCCCAAGCUCAUCUGCCAGAGCUCGGACGAGCGCGACGACGAGAGCUCGGCCGGGUCCGCGCCGGUGCGGCCGCGCUUCCCGAUGCUGGGCCGUUCGGACUCGCUGUCCGAGGGCGAGAGCGAUCAGGGCGACCGGCGGCCCAGCACGCCGAGCAGGGCGUCGCCGUCGCUGUACUCGCACCUGGACCUGUCGGACUCGGAGGGUCGCGCGGGCUGCACGCCGCCCUCCACGGCCUCCAACUCGCGCAGCCCCCACACGCCGCGCAGGUACUCGAAGCGGCCGCUGCGGGGGCCCUACGGCCAGAUGCUGGAGGCCGAGAUGAAGAAGCCCGAAGCCAACCGCAAGCUGUCGCAGUACACGGACGACCUCAAGUUCCUGGAGGAGUUCUCCAACAAGGCGGCCGGGGGCGGGGCCGGGUCCUCGCAGUCGCUCGGCGUGGCGUCCGCGUUCCCCGCCGCGCCGAGCGCCGAGCUGACGCGCUCCGUGUCGUCGGGGGAGCAGCGGCAGGCCGCGGCGCCGCGCAACCGCCACCAGGGCAACCUGUCGAUGGACGACUCGCAGCUCCGCGCCGCCGCCAAGACCGACCGGCUGGACCCCGCCGCGGGCGUGCCCGGCAGGGCGGCGGAGCGCGCGCCCAAGAGGAAGGUCUCGGCCGCGGACCUGUCGUCGCUGCACCCGGGCGGCGGCGGCGCGGCGGCGGGCACGGCCCUGCCCGUGUGCCACCAGAGGACCACGUCCAGCCCGUCGCAGCUCGAGGGCAUCGCGACGCGCCACCACGCCAGCGUUGACGCCGACCUCUUCCGCCGCCAGGUUGCAACUUUAAAGCUACCGUGGUCUUUCCGAGAGGUGCGGUGCGACUGCGUGCCCGGAGUGUUCAUGGCGUCUUUAUCAUUAUUUCGGAAAGGUCUCCGAUUGCCUCAAAAAUUGGCAAAGGAGCGAAGGAGCCACAGUGUCUUUGGCGUGCAGUGCCUCGACAUUUUUAAAAGGCCUGUGCCGUCCCUGCAGCAAACCAAACAUCAGCAAAAUGCAAACAAAAUGUCGCAGCAACAAAUUUCUAUUUUGGAUACUAAACUACUUAAGUUUUGGUCCAGAAUGGACUCGAGUGUUGUUUCUGCAGAGGGCGUGAAAUUUGUUUGGGCUUUUUUAGAGUGA
This is a messenger RNA of Thrips palmi, 2166 nucleotides long. RefSeq names its product nucleolar protein dao-5-like. Bases 1 to 2166 code for a protein of 721 amino acids. NCBI's taxonomy places the organism in Eukaryota, Metazoa, Arthropoda, Insecta, Thysanoptera, Thripidae. The transcript is spliced from 3 exons. The record is from RefSeq and is a predicted model, not a curated record.